CCAAUAUCGUCACAACAAAUUAGGCGGUCUCCAGCUAGAUCCACGCUCUACAGAAUACCGAUUGAGAAUAUUACAGAUGAAAUACGUUAUUAUUGCUGUUAGCGGCGAUAAGGACUUUGAAGAAGGUUUAAUCGGUAUACUGUAGGACGUAUGCCUGUGACAGAGAGUUGCACAGUUAGGCUGUUGAAGCUGCCUCUCACCAAAAAGAGUUGCUCAGUAAACUUGUCUAGGCUUUCUGUGAUAAAGAAGAGGUGCUCAGUAAGGCUGUCAAGGCUUCUUGUGACAGAUAAUUGGUGCUCCGUAAGGUUGUGUAGGCUACCUGUGACAAAGUGGUGCUCAGUAAAGUUAUCUACUCUGCCUGUGACGCAAAAGCGUUGCUCAGUAAGGUUGUCUAGGCUGUUGAUGGCAACCAUUGCCCAGAAGUUGGGCAAACAGGGUAGCGAAUCCAUGGGCUUACCCCAUGGAGAGGAGACAGAUCAGCAGACUGAUCCACACGAAAAACCUCAGGCAGAAGCGCAGACCAAUCCACAUGAAAAACCACAGGACACCAAUGGGGAGGCUGUCGGUGUUUCAUCUGAACAAGGCCAGGAUGUGCCUCCAGAAGAGCUUCCUGUACCAUCUUCCACCCCGGGAAAUCGUCUACAGAGAAAAAGAGUCCCCAAUCCGAAAUAUCGGAGAGAACCAGACACGACCAACCUAAAAUGUCCUGACUCAACAAAAAAGCCAAGGAAAAAGAUGGGCCUGAAAAUAUCCGUAGUCUCUAACACAGAAACUGACCAGCAGGAGCCUGACAAAAAGACCCCAAAACCCCCCAAAAAGACACCUGCCAAAAAGACACCACAGAAAAAGGCACCACAGAAAAAGCCAGUGGUCUCGAGCAUAGACAGUGACAAGGGGCUUAUCAAACAGACCCCUGCCAAGAAGACCUCUGCCAAGAAGAUACAAAAGGAAACACCACAGGUCAACUCCACGCCCGCCCCUGCAGUCCCGGAACUGAGGGAGACCCCAGAGGAGCCUGAAACCACCCCUAGUGGCAGACCCAAGCGGAGGGCAGCAAAAGCUGCAUUGCAGUACCUCCAUACCCUGGCCAAGGAGGUAUUCAACCAACCUGACAAUGGUACUAAGAACGACUGGGAGUCUAGCCCAGUCCCCAGCCCCAGCUCAACCCAGCCCCAGAAACGAACCAGAGGCAAGGGCAAGAAGAGGAAGGCCCCUGAUUUUGACAGUGACAACGCCGCAGAGGAUGUUGACUUUGUUCCAGAAAAUCAAGACACUGAGGAGGAAAGUGAGGCUGAAGAUACUCAAGAAGACUUAGACUUGGAGAAGAGGCACACACCACUGAAAGACCUUAGAUCCAGACGCAUUUCCAGAGGUCUUUCAAGUCAAGUUCGAUACCAUGGUAAUUCCCCCAAUGGACUGUCCAACAACAUGAUGGGACCCAUCUGGAUGUGCACCAAAACCACCAAGACCUUCCGUGAUGAACACUGUAACGAAUGGGUCUUUGCUGAGUGGAUGCCUUCAGAGAAGGAUUGGCAUUGCUUGUCGGACAGUGAGGCUGAGAAGUAUCUACCGCAGGAGAUGAUGUCAACAGCCUUCACCUUCUCAAGAGAGGGCAUCAGGGAGGAGACUCCUCUGCACAGAAUGAAGAGGUUUGAGUGCCUGCCACCCCACCCUGAGCGCUGGGACAUGCUAUUCUAUACGGGCGGCCCAGUGUGGGCCAUGGACUGGUGCCCCUCCCCCGAUGGCGCCCCUGCCAGCCAGUACGCUGCCAUCUACUGCCACAGGAACCUGGACGACCAACACAGGAUGAACGAGUUGUACACCAAACCUGGACUCAUCCAGAUUUGGGACCUGGGACAACUCCAGUACAACACCAGUCCCCAGUCCUCUCCACGGCUGGCCUAUGGUAUUGCCCAGGAUAAAGGCUUUGUGUGGAACCUGAAGUGGUGUCCAGGAGGAGCCUGGGAGCUGCCCACCACUAACAGGAAGGCCCCUCAUAUGCCCAGACUGGGUCUCCUGGCUGCCUCCACAUCAGAUGGUCACAUCACUAUCUACAGCCUGCCUCACCCCGACACACUAAUGGCCCGCAGGAAACACACCGCUAAAGGUGGAGCCUGCCCAACACUGAUGAUCUGCCAGGUACAGGGUGUGAUCACUCUGAAGCGGGGCUCCUUCAAGACCAACCACGAUGAAAAGAAUAACCAGGUUCUCUCCAUGGACUGGCUGCCUGUCAAACCUCACAAUAUCCUGGCUGCUGGCUUCUAUGACGGUACAGUGGCCCUGUGGAACCUGUCCAGUAAGUCUAUUCUGCAGCGGGUGCGUGCUCCAGACCGCUCCUUCACCCUCUACCCCUACCACUGCUUCAUCGCCCACGACAACGCCACCCGCGCCCUCAGUUUCUGCCACGCAUCCAGCUCCGCUGUCUUCCCUGUCCUCCCUCCUGCUGUUCUUUCCUCUCCUUAUCCCCUCAUCUCGUCUCCUCUCUCCUCCCUCUCCUCUGCCCUUCCUCCUCCUAGAGACCUCAUGGUGACGGCGGGUGAUGACAGGCUGGUGAAGAUGUGGGACCUGAGGAGGACCUGGGAGCCCUGCCAGUCCUUCAAGCGCUUCCUCUCCACCGAGGCGGCCUGGCCCCUGCACUGGGCUGGGGUCUUCAUCUCUCAGGAGAGCACCUACGCCACGUUUGGCCAACAUGGACUCAAUUACUUUGACUCAGGGUAUCUGGGCUUCAAGCCACUCUUUCUGGUGCCACGGAAAGGGACCAUGUGGAGCCUGUCGAUCUCUGAUUGGCUGAACACAGCUGUGACGGCGGACUCGGUGGGAGACGUGAUCAUGGUCCUAAUACCCAACCUGUUCAACAACCCCUGCUACCUCAAACGAUCCAUCGAUCGCAGAUUCCCGGUGUUCAGAACCGAAAUGGUCCAAUUGAAAGAAGAAGUUGAGGAGAAUGAGGGAGGAGUUGGAGAGGAAGGAAGUGGUUCCACCAGUAACGGAACAUCCCAUCAUACACCUCAGACCUACAGAGAGACAGCCCAGAAGUACUACCUCCACUACCACGACAUGGACAUGAGAACGUUUAAGAAUGCCCAGAGCCGAGCUCCGUGGAAGCACAUGCAGGUUGCAGAGGCCAAAGGGGGACCGUGUCUGGACCUAAUGCCUUUGGCUUCACUAACUAAGGUCCGUUUCAACCCCAACCUGUGUGCCCAGAGCUGGGUGUUGUCUGGGGGCCAGGCGGGCCUGGUAAGAGCCCACUGCCUCAGGGCCAUGAACAGCUCUCACAUAAACAAGAUGGUACAGGAGAGCCAGGCCCAGUUCAGCACCAUGUUCCCCCAGGACACGACAGACAGCCAGGGGGAUGCCAGUGCCGUCAGACACACCACAGAAAAGCUGUAGGUGUAGGUUCCUGGAGGUCUGCUCCCUGUAGCGCUCCCUCAGUGUACUGCAGUGUACACCACUCCCAACUUCCUAAAGACUCCAAUUAGGGCUUCGUUCUAACUUUGGAUCCACCCAUUAGAACAUCCAUGUCAAAAUGAGAUUUUCAUGGAAGUUUGAGUUACAGGAGUGGAUCUCAUGGUAGGAUCCAGCUCCCAAGGAAUGUGAUUGGCUGCUUUGUUUGGACAGUAAGCCCACUGUGUUUUUAUCUUCUGCAAGACCACAAUGUUUUUAUAUUUAACUUAUUUCAAGACGGAAAAAAUCCAUGCUAUUUUGCUAGAACUUGUAAAUGUUUCACUAUUAUUUUGAUAUAAACAUUUUUGUUGUUGUUGGUGUGAAUACAUUGUGAACUGAGGACUGACUUGAAGGGUUCUUAUAGAACCCAGACUUGGCGUCAUUGCAAAGCUAUAGCACUUUAGGGUUUUUCUGUUCAUUCAUUCUGAUUAUAUUCUGCCUUUCUUGCCGCUGUUCCUUUUCUAUCACACACUUUCAGGUCCAUGACUUCUGUAUAUCAGGUAUAAACCAUGUUUUAGAUGUAUUUGUCUCUGAGCCAAUGAGUCUCUAAGUAUUUUGUCUGUCAAUGUCUGUUUAUUAAAAUUAUAAUUUCAGUCUUU
Molecule: messenger RNA, 4043 nt
Organism: Oncorhynchus nerka (sockeye salmon)
Lineage: Eukaryota; Metazoa; Chordata; Actinopteri; Salmoniformes; Salmonidae
Product: general transcription factor IIIC, polypeptide 2, beta
Exons: 20
Coding region: 151-3390 (1079 amino acids)
Biological process (GO): transcription by RNA polymerase III
Cellular component (GO): transcription factor TFIIIC complex
Molecular function (GO): protein binding
Source: RefSeq, a predicted model, not a curated record